CGAUAGUUUAGGUAAUGUGUGAGCCAGGCUUUGGGCGUUGUUUUUAUUGCUGCAGUUAAGAAAUUUAUUAAUUCUUAAUUAGAAACGUAUUUGCAUUGCUCAAAAGUUGACUUAAAGUGUGUCAAGUCACAAUUUCAGUUGCCAUAAAUUGAGCGCAAAUGACAAUACGGCGUUGUGUUAGUGUGCAGCAAGUAAAGCGUGUAGCUAAUAGAGAAAAAGGCCAGUGACUGCAUUGUCAACGGCAUCUACAAUUACAGCCAUAAGUAAAUAAUGUCCACUAUCGAAGACGAGCGUAAAGCGUACAUUAAUAAUCCAUAUUUCACUGGACCCAUCUACGGCAGCUACAAGCCGUUUUAUGUGACGAUUGCAAUUUGCACAGUAAUCCUUGGGUCAAUAAUUGUAUUAAACAUUAUCUUGGGCUGCUGUUCCAAACACCGCAAGUACUGGCAGGACAGGCACACAGGCAAUCGCUGGUUAGUUUCCAUUUGGUCUUCAACGCCGCACAAGCAACCUCCCCUAGAUUUCACUGAGCUUAAGGACGCAUCCUACUUCGAUCGUUUCCAUCCUACUACACACCAGCAAGUGUUCCCUGACGACGUCGUCAUAACCGUUGACGAUUUAGAGCCCGUACACCAGUCGCAUCAUCAACGUCCACCACGUCCAGAAGGUCGUACAUUGCAUCAACAACGCCAGCGUGAAGAAUACGUUGAGUUGCAAAAGCGUGAAAGCGACAUCUAAGCCAUGGCAUUAUACAUUCUAUAUCCAGCCGUUGCUGCUCUGGCGCUCUUUGUUAUAGGCGUCAUCAUUAUCAUGCUGCGCUAUGGGCCGCGUCUAUGCGGGCUACGUCAUCAUGCUCUGCCUGACAACCAUGACUUGCGGGAGAAAACCUACGAGCAUGAGAUUAGUUAUGCCUGAUACUUUGCGCCAUUUUCAUAAUUGUCUUUUAAUAUAUUAAUGCAGCACA
Messenger RNA from Drosophila montana, 964 nucleotides. RefSeq names its product wurmchen 1 (gene wrm1). The record is from RefSeq and is a predicted model, not a curated record. The transcript is spliced from 3 exons. NCBI's taxonomy places the organism in Eukaryota, Metazoa, Arthropoda, Insecta, Diptera, Drosophilidae. Bases 271 to 738 code for a protein of 155 amino acids.